AUGGGGGCGGAGCCAAUGAGCAGAGAGCAGGCAAUAUCGAUCUCACUACACACUCUGCACAGCAUGUUGCUGUGUUGCUGUUGGCCAGUGCAUAAAUGUGUUACGGUACUCUCCUGUUUCGACACCCUCAUUGUGGCGAUUUUCACCUACAAGUCCUUAAACCUUCUUGCACACACUAUUUAUGAACCACUUCUUCGAAAAAAUUGGGACGAUCACGAAAAGGCGAGGCGAAAUCUGACUCAAACUCUAUGCAGGCCUUUUCGCGCAGGGGCAUUGGACAUUCGCGUGUACAGUUCGUUACAGUUAAUCAUGCUAUGA
This is a messenger RNA of Ostertagia ostertagi, 318 nucleotides long. The record is from the annotation of a GenBank genome assembly. NCBI's taxonomy places the organism in Eukaryota, Metazoa, Nematoda, Chromadorea, Rhabditida, Trichostrongylidae.